Messenger RNA from Mytilus trossulus (common blue mussel), 660 nucleotides. Its product is annotated as vitelline membrane outer layer protein 1 homolog. The transcript is spliced from 3 exons. Lineage: Eukaryota; Metazoa; Mollusca; Bivalvia; Mytilida; Mytilidae. The record is from RefSeq and is a predicted model, not a curated record. The coding region runs from base 1 to 660 and encodes 219 amino acids.
AUGUUUUCUUACGUAAGUAUAUGCCUUUUUGUCUCGGUUUUAUUAACCAUUGUAAACGGAGCUAUGGAUCCCGAAGCACGAAUCACAUCAAUGGACAGAACACACGCUUUGGCUGCCCAACGAACUGUUACAAAAGUGCUGUGGGUUCACAAUGGAGGACCAUGGGGAACAUGGAGUCGUCCUGAAUUUUGUGCAAAAGGAUAUUUUGCAAGUGGAUUCUCCUUAAAGAUUGAAGGAAGACAAGGAAAAGGAGAUGACACUGCACUGAAUGCUAUACGUCUAAAGUGCAGAAAGGGACACAACUCUCCUAACACUGGUGGAACUAUUUGGGCGCAUGAAGGACAAUGGGGUCAAUGGUCAAGAACAAUGGACUGUCCUUCUGGUAAACGUUUUGUUGGAUUCCGUUUACAGGUUGAAGACAGACAGGGGAAAGGAGAUGAUACAGCUGCAAACUAUGUAAGGUUUAGGUGCAGAAGGGUCAAUGGUGGAGCAACAAAUAGAAUCGGAACUAAAGGAUUGUGGGGAACAUUUGGGGCAUGGAGUCAAAACUGUCCUCAUGGGUCUGCAAUCUGUGGACUAAAGGUCAAAAUUGAAAAGCCCCAAGGAAAAGGGGACGACACCGCACUGAAUAACGUAAAAUUCUAUUGUUGUACACAUUAA